This is a messenger RNA of Thelazia callipaeda (thelaziosis nematode), 678 nucleotides long. The record is from the annotation of a GenBank genome assembly. NCBI's taxonomy places the organism in Eukaryota, Metazoa, Nematoda, Chromadorea, Rhabditida, Thelaziidae.
AUGGAUACUAAUCCGGAAAGGAGUUCAGCAUGUUUAGACUACAAAUCAAGAAUAGUCGAUCAAGUCUUAAUAUUUGCGUUCAGUGGAAUUUGUGAGGUAAAGUAUUCCGGUGGAGAUUUCCAAUCCCGUGAUUUCAACGAUUUCCGAGAAUUUCUUUCUUGCUUAAAUCUACUGAAGCCUUUAAUGUAUAAAGAACUGCUGCAAACGUAUGAUGAAAGUUAUUGUCAUAAAUUUCAAAAUCUAUGUAAUACAAGCAGACCCCCUUGUGAAGCGAAUACAAUUCAAUUUCUUCGACUUGCCGUUCGAUGGGGCUUUCGGAGAUUAGAAGCGUGCACAAUCGCUAGGAUAGUGGAUAUCUUUUCCAAGACAUACUACUUGCAUUUAAAUGUGGACGAGCAACCGCAUGUUGUCCAAGAAUUGAUAAAGUACCAAUUGAAUUAUGAGAUGGACUGCGAAGAGGAAGAUAAGUGGAUGGUAGAGGAACUUUCACCUCUGGAAGGGAUUGAAUUGCUAAAGGCCAAAUGCAAACAAGUAUCCAAAUGGAUCGGUGAAGGCUUUAAAACUGAUUUACCUGAGCCUAAGACUCCUCCACUACCAGUCGAGCCUAGAGAGAGUGCCUAUGAUAAAUACCGACGUGAUAUAACAGCGUACCGUCGUUCACAGCAACGACAAACUUGA